Molecule: messenger RNA, 948 nt
Organism: Mycena indigotica
Lineage: Eukaryota; Fungi; Basidiomycota; Agaricomycetes; Agaricales; Mycenaceae
Exons: 1
Coding region: 88-948 (286 amino acids)
Source: RefSeq, a predicted model, not a curated record
ACCGGGACCCUGCCACUCCUUGAACAGUUGGUGUUAGUUGGACAAGGCGCCCAGUUCAUCGAGAACGGCAUUGACAGUCCUUGGCGGAUGUUCGCACGUAGAGCCGUUCGACUUCGACAGGCAAUACUCGGUGACCCCGGCCCAGGACCUUCGAAUUUUGCACCACAAAUUGACCUACCCCGGCCUCAGUUGAAUCAGUUCAAAACUUACAAGGCCUUCCAUUACGAUUGUGUCCCCCACCAGCGGCUCCAAGAUAUGGCCGGCUCAUUGGUUGAACUUGACCUCAGUUUUAGGCGACCUCCUGCAUACCACAAUUACACGGGUGCAGUAAUCCAAUUUCCACACCUUCGCCGUUUGGUCAUUAUGGAUGAGCAGCUAUUGGGCUGUUUCCAAACACCUGCGUUGACUGAACUGUGCAUCGGGCAUUUCCAGUCAUUCAAUCCCUUGACUUCCUUCUUCAAUCGCUCGGGAUUCAACCUCACCAGCUUCAAGGUCAUCCGCUACAUCCGGUCAACCUUGUUACAGCUCGUCCCGUUUCUCCGACAUUUUCCUAAUCUAUGCACACUCGCGGUCGAUGGUUUCGGGGACGAUGAGGCCAUGUUCUCCAUGAAGGAUCUCAUCGCGGCUCUGGUCGCAAGCCCUCCCGAGAGCGACAUUCUCUGUCCUCUCCUUACUUCGCUUUCGCUGGGCGACUUUGGCGACUUGCUCGUCGAAGUCAAGCUCCGUUCUGCACUCGUUGAGAUGGUGCGAACCCGCAGUAUGGAGGGAGCGCCGUAUGUUAUCGAGGGCAGAUGUGCUUAUCUCAAGAGCUUUAGUGUCUACGGAAACCUCGUCAAACUGAGAGGUGCUGCUCACAGGAUCCGGUCCAUGGGCAUUCAAGUCGAGGCUUUGACCGGUGAAGCCGCCCGACGAGCGGUCAACAAUUGGCGAAAUUACUAUAACAUGUGA